UAGAGUUAUUACUCUUUCUUUCUUUGCCUUCUCUGUUUCGGUGGAGUGGAUAACCCCGCCCGACCGCUCCGGCGCCGGCUCGAAUUUGAGUUCGAAGCGGAACCAAAAACAAAGAUUUAUAAUGAGAGGAGAGCAGGAGAAAAGUUGAGAUCUGAAGGAGGUGUCGAGAUCUGAAGUGGUUUCUCGGCCAGAUCCCUCAUCCAUGGGGCUGUUUGCGCUCAACAGGCUCAUGUCUCUGCAGCGCGACCGGCAGCGGCGUCGGCAUCAAAUUCGAGCCCGGUGUCGGCUUAUGGCCUCAAUGACGACGGGUAAAAGGAAGGGAUCGCCCUGUCAACAAGAUGACGACUCUGAAUCUGGCAAAAUUAAGAGAAUGGCAAUCCCAGAGCUCCCAGAGGACAUAUUGCUUCGUAUACACUCCUUAAUGCCAAUGCGUGAAGCUGCUCGUGCUGCUUGCCUAUCUCAAGCCUUUUUACAUUCCUGGAGAUGUCAUUCCAAUCUCAUAUUUAAUAAGUAUACAAUUGGCUUGAAGAGUGCGAGUGGCGAGAAGUUCCACCACAAGGUUGACUGCAUUCUCAGGAAACACAAAGGCAGCUUGAAAACAUUCAAGCUUGAGUACAAUGAAAUGAAUGGGCUCGAUGACUUCAGUUAUUUUGACCGUUGGCUUCAGAUUGCUCUUAAGCCUGGGCUUGAAGAACUCACCUUCGUGUUGUCUGAAACUGAAACAAUGAGAAAAUACAACUUCCCGUGCGCUCUUUUAUCUGACAGGGUUGGAAACUCACUUAGGCACCUUUCACUUCGUUUUUGUGACCUCCAUCCCACAGUUGAACUUGGCCCCUUGAGAAGCCUGACAAGGCUGUGCCUGUGCUAUGUGAGCAUUACGUGGAAUGAGUUAGAGUGCCUUCUUUCCAACUCUCCUGCUUUGGAGCUAUUAGAUCUUACUAGGUGCACUGAGAUUCGGUGUCUGAAGUUAUCUUGUGCCCUGCAGCGCCUCAUUAUGCUUAGUGUUUUAGAAUGCAGGAGAUUGACAGUGAUAGAGAGCAAAGCACCAAAUCUCUCUAGUCUUUACCUUAGAGGAAGCAGCUUAGACUUCUCACUUGUGGAAACAUUGCAAUUGAAGGAAUUAUACUUGCAACAAGACAACCUUAUCCGUGAUGCCUGUGCCAAGCUGCCACCCAUGCUGCCAAAUAUUGAAACUCUUGCCAUAGAAUCACCGUGGGAGGUGGUCGAUGCACCAAUGCUGCCUACCAAAUUCCUCUACCUUAAGCACCUCAACAUUAAUUUGAGAACAGGAACAACCGAGUACCGGCCAUAUGACUAUUUUUCUCUGGUUUCUUUCCUGGAUGCUUCUCCUUCCUUGGAGACUUUGGAAUUAGAUGUGACUCAGUUGCGUAUGUUGCACAAGUCAAUUUUUGCUGAUUCUCAACUGAGGCACAUGCCUGAACACCGCCAUAGCUGCCUCAAGAGCGUGAAGAUCAGUGGUUUCAGCUCUGCGAAGUGCUUGAUUGAACUGACAUGUUAUAUUCUCAAGAACGCGGUGUCACUUGAGUGUCUUACAUUGGACACCAUUUAUGGGCAUAGGUGUUAUGAUGACGGCAAGUACGAUUGGUGUAUGCCCAUGGGGGUUGGUAUUCUCAUGGAAACCCCCAGGGCACUCUCGGCUAUCAGAACAUACAUUGAGAAUAAAGUUCCAUCUACAGUUAAGUUAACUGUUAUGGAGCCUUGCAGCCAAUGCCAGGCUAAAGCAUUACGGCGGGCAUUAUCACAGUCGUGCAAUGCGGUUUCCAUUUAAUUUUAGCUAACUGCUCCCCUGUUCAGAGCCAUUUAGGCUGUGGCCCAAUGUAACAGAAUGUAAACUUAUUAUAGGACCAUUUUUUUUCCUGAAGCAUCAGACCUUUUCAAUGUCUAGUUUUUGUAGUGUUUUCUUUGUAGGGAUUAGUUGACAGUUUAUUUUUGUUUGGGCCAGUGUUGUGUUUAUUUUUGUAGUGUUUAUUCAGUCGCAAGAUGUGGUGUUGUGUUUUCUUUCUCAGGGUAUUGUUACUGGCAGCAGCAACAGCUUGGCGCCCCGGUUUUGUUUAUCACGCUCACAAUACUGAGUCUGACCGUGCGGCUCAUAGAGGCCGUGAGCUAGAGAUAGGAAGGGCAAGUAAGGGAAAUGACCUUGUUCUGUUAAGAGUGAAAGUGUAUCAAUUCAUUUUGCUUC
Triticum dicoccoides is the source of this 2200-nucleotide messenger RNA. Its product is annotated as FBD-associated F-box protein At5g56370-like. Bases 203 to 1789 code for a protein of 528 amino acids. NCBI's taxonomy places the organism in Eukaryota, Viridiplantae, Streptophyta, Magnoliopsida, Poales, Poaceae. The transcript is spliced from 5 exons. Gene Ontology annotation, molecular function: protein binding. The record is from RefSeq and is a predicted model, not a curated record.